Dictyostelium discoideum AX4 is the source of this 441-nucleotide messenger RNA. RefSeq lists its product as hypothetical. The transcript has a single exon. The record is from RefSeq and is a predicted model, not a curated record. Gene Ontology annotation, molecular function: carbohydrate binding; starch binding. Lineage: Eukaryota; Evosea; Eumycetozoa; Dictyosteliales; Dictyosteliaceae. The coding region runs from base 1 to 441 and encodes 146 amino acids.
AUGUUCAGAUGUUCAUCUUCAUCAUUACUUUGUGGUAAUAAUGUUACAUUUACAAUUGUUUAUAAUACUCAGCCUGGUGAAAUUUUAUUUAUAACUGGAUCAAUGAACCAAUUGGGUGAAUGGGAUACAUCAAAAGCAAAAAGAAUGACAUGGAAUAUUGGUAAUUUAUGGGAUGCAAGUGUAGGAUUCCCAGAAUCAGUAUAUAUUCAAUAUAAAUACUUUGUAUACAAUGAAAUUAAUAAAACUUAUCGUUGGGAAUCAAUUGAGAAUCGACAACUCAUUGUAAACAAUGAUGAACUUUUAAUUGAAGAUGCAUGGGAUGUUAAAAGAAAUCUUCAAACUGAACAAACCAAAGAUACUGAUAGUACACCAAAUAGUUUAAAUAGUAAUAGUUCAAAUUCUUUUUUAUUCGAUUCAAGAAUACCAACAAUGUUGGAAUAA